AUGAACCUCUCAGCAUUUUAACUGAGGGAAAUGAAAACCAGAAUGAUUUAUCUUGAGAAUUUUCCAAACAAUGUUGAAGAGAAAAAUAUUAGAAAGUCAUUUAAGGAAAACGGAGACAUUGAGAAAAUCUGGCUAAGACUCUAGAAACUCAAAGAUGGAAACGAUCUGAGAAAAUGCGCAUACAUUUUGUUUAAGAGUAAAGAAGAUACUUAGAAAGUAGCAGAAAACAUAGCUAAGUAUAAGUUUGAUGGCAGUGAUUUUGAGAUGAAGAAUAAAUAAAGAAAGCAGGAAAAGGCUAUCAAAGUAGAUGAUAAUGCAGAAAUUAAAAAUGAUUAUGAGACCACUAUAUUCAUUAGGAAUAUUCACUAAAAAAUUUAAGAGAACGAUCUAAGAGAACAUUUCAAGGAAUGUGGCAAAAUACUUGCAAUAAAUUUAGUAAAGGACAAAGAAUCUAAUAGAAAUGCUGGAAUUGCUUAUAUUAAAUUUGAGAGUAAAGAUGAGAUGGAAGCAUCAAUUAAGCUAAAAAAUAAGACAAAACUCAAAGAAAGAUCCCUCAAAAUUGUUAAAGCAAUUGAAAUUCAUAAGCCUAAGGAAUCUGAGGAAGACAUUUUAAGAAGGCGUGAAAAGAAAUUGUUAGAGAAAACAAUGAAGUUGGAAUCAAGAUAAGGCAAAAAUUUGCUAUCUUCAGAUAUGGAAAUCUUUCUUACUAAUGCCAGGAAAAAUCUUAAAGGAAAUGGGAGAUUAGAUGAGAUGGAUUUCAACAAUAAUAUGUCAUUGAAGAAAAAGGAAAGGAUAAAAGUCUUGGAAGAAAUGAUUGAAAGCAGAGAUAAGAAGUCUAGCAGACACCAAAAAAUUAAAAACAAAAUUUUCAAGGAUGUUCCAACACUGAAUGAAGCCCACAGAAAGAAGAGAAAGCUUAGAAAGGCUCAAAACAUGAAGAAAUUUACUAAAAUAAAGAUAAAGAAACUGCCUCAAUGA
Messenger RNA from Stylonychia lemnae, 978 nucleotides. Lineage: Eukaryota; Ciliophora; Spirotrichea; Sporadotrichida; Oxytrichidae. The record is from the annotation of a GenBank genome assembly.